AUGAACGACGACACGGCCAUGCACGAGAUCCGCAAGAAGAUCGAUCGCGAAAAGGCCAUCAUCCAUGCUGCCAACCAGAUGCGGCAGGCGACCAACAACCCAGGAGUCAAUGCCAGAGUAGACUCCCAGAUACGCGAUGCCAGGCGAAAUAUACAAUACUUCGAGCAAACGCUCAACGACCUGACGGCCCGCAAGAUGGGCAACGAUAUGAACAACCUGUCUGUCACUGGCAACGGUGGACCAACACCCCCGCAACAUGGCCGAGGUGGGUCUACUGCCUCGGGUCAUAACAAUGAGCAGGGCUACGGCGGUGGAGGAGGUGACUAUGGUGAUCCCGGCCCGGGAGGAUACAGCAUGGGAGGAGCGCCUGGUCUGAUGCCUCCAAGAGCGCCAUAUGCACCUCCCGGGCCUGGAGACCGAUCCCCCAGAGCCCGUCCUAACUACAGCAAGCUGGAUCUUAUAAAGUACGACACAGCACAUCUCGGACCUCGCAUCCAACUCAUGUUGUCACAACUCGAGUUCAAGCUCAGCGUGGAAAAGCAGUACAAAGAUGGUAUCGAGAAGAUGGUUCGACUAUACCAAAUGGAGGGCGACCGCAAGAGCAAGGGCGAAGCUGAGACUCGGAGAAUGGAGAGCAACCAGAAAAUACAGCUGUUGACAAGAGCACUGCGAAGAUAUGAGGGUCUUCACGUUGAUGUGGAGAAUGGCGCAGAUGCAGCAGACGAUGACAGUCUCGACACGCCCAGUCAGCGCAAGCCAUUGAGCGGACACCUAUCGGUGAAGAUCCACGCUGUCGCCGACGUCGAGCAUGCAGCAUCUGGUAGAUUCGCCAGAGGUCCGGAUACCUUCGUCAUCAUGAAAGUUGAGGAUGCUUUUAAGGGCAGGACGAAGGCCACAAAGACUGAUCGAUGGACGGACGAGCAGCACGAGUUCGAUGUCGACAAGGCCAACGAGAUCGAGUUCACAGUAUACGACAAGUCAAGCGGCGAUCUACCGACUCCCAUAGGAUUAUUGUGGAUUCGUCUCUCUGACCUCGUGGACGAGAUCAGACGAAAGAGGAUUGAGACCGAGUUCAACCAGGCUGGAUGGAAGACGGCUGAGCAGAUGGACGGCGGACAGCCACGUCCAGAUUUGCAAUUCCAGCCGCCGCCCGGAUCAUCCCACGGCGGGGGACAAGGCGGGUCUACUGCUGCAGCGGCUGGAGGUCCUGCAGGUUCUGGGUUGGCUCCACAAACUGGCCCUGUCUACGUCGAUGCAUGGUUCUCCCUUGAGCCCGUUGGACGCAUACAACUCACACUCGGCUUCGUCAAGCAGGUCAAGGAUCGCAGGCCAUACGAUGUCGGUCUUGGGCGCAAAGGCGCUCUUCGUCAGAAGAAAGAGGAGGUUGUCGAGCAGUAUGGCCACAAGUUCACGGUCCAGACUUUCUACAACAUCAUGCGAUGCGCGCUUUGCGGCGACUUCCUCAAAUACACAGCUGGCAUGCAGUGUGCGGAUUGCAAGUACACCUGUCAUCAGAAAUGCUAUCAGAAAGUGGUUACGAAGUGCAUCAGCAAAUCCAAUGCAGAGACGGAUCCGGACGAAGAGAAGAUCAACCACCGCAUACCGCACAGGUUCGAGGCUUUCAGCAACAUGAGUGCCAACUGGUGCUGUCACUGUGGUUACAUAUUGCCAGUUGGCCGGAAGCAGUCGAGGAGGUGUACAGAGUGCAAGCUCUCGUGUCACGCCAACUGUGUGCAUUUCGUGCCAGACUUCUGCGGCAUGAGCAUGGAAAGCGCGAACCAGAUCUUGCUCGAGUUGAAGAAGACGAAGACCAGCCGGAUGCUGCAGAACAGCUCAAAGCUUAGGCCGCCUGGCGCUGCAGCUCAAGGUCGACCGACGCCGCCGCCACAAUCGCAAAGCUUUGCGCCGUCGGCGGAUCACCAGGAUCACACCAAGAGAGACGACAGCGUGAGGACGCAGGACCGCUUCUCGUAUGGCAAGGAGCGUAUGUCGGACUCGUAUGAACAGCCACCUAGGACAUCUUCGUUCGGACCACCAGGCGGCUCAUCGUCUCUGGAUGCUGCCAAGGCUUCCAUGACCCCUGGCGGAUCAACGCCUCCGUCUCCUGAGACGACACAUCGACCACCAGCCCAGCGUCAGCAAUCAUCUCAAUCUGCUUCGGCGGCUGCGGCGGCCGCCGCACUUGCAGGAAAGCGUGGCAAUGGGCAGGACGCACAGCGACCUCCGUAUGCAGCUAGAGGCUCGACAGACUACGCUCAGCAACAGUCGCGACAGUCUGGAGGCUAUGCGGAUGGUUACAACGAGAGUAAGAGACUCGCAGGAUCAUCGCAGCAGCCCUCACAGUCGUCAUAUAACCCUGCGGACUACGCAGCCGUCUCAGGAUACACAGCACAACCUUCUUACCAACAGCACGUCACACCGCCGGCGCCACCAGCUAAGAGCAGCUACCAACCAGUACCUCAGGUCCAAGUACCGCAGACACCUCCGCCACAACCGCCUACUCCGGCGCAACAGACGACUGUCUCCGUCACUGCGCCCGUCGUUGAAGAGCGCAAGCCAGCUCCUCCGGCUAACACCGCAGGUACUGGACGUCGCAUUGGUCUGGAUCACUUCAACUUCCUUGCCGUUCUUGGUAAGGGCAAUUUCGGAAAGGUCAUGCUUGCCGAGACCAAGACCACCAAGCAGCUGUAUGCGAUCAAGGUGCUUAAGAAGGAGUUCAUUAUUGAGAAUGAUGAGGUCGAGAGCACGCGGUCAGAGAAGCGCGUCUUCUUGAUAGCGAAUAAGGAGCGUCAUCCCUUCCUGCUGAACUUGCACGCCUGUUUCCAGACCGAGACAAGAGUGUACUUCGUCAUGGAGUACAUCAUGGGUGGUGAUCUGAUGUUGCACAUCCAGCGAGGACAGUUCGGAACGAAGCGCGCUCAGUUCUACGCCGCCGAGGUUUGUCUGGCACUCAAGUACUUCCACGAGAAUGGCGUUAUAUAUCGAGACUUGAAGCUCGACAACAUAAUGUUGACUCUGGACGGCCAUAUCAAGAUUGGUGACUUCGGUCUUUGCAAAGAAGAUAUGUGGUACGGCUCGACGACUGGCACUUUCUGUGGUACUCCUGAAUUUAUGGCACCAGAGAUCCUGCUGGACAAGAAGUACGGCCGCGCAGUCGACUGGUGGGCAUUCGGCGUCCUGAUCUACCAAAUGCUGCUCCAACAGUCACCAUUUCGAGGUGAGGACGAGGAUGAGAUUUAUGAUGCCAUUCUUGCGGAUGAGCCUCUGUACCCAAUCCACAUGCCUCGGGAUAGCGUUUCGAUUCUACAGAAAUUGCUUACUCGAGAGCCGGAGCUCAGAUUGGGAUCUGGACCUACUGAUGCGCAGGAAAUCAUGAGCCAUGCUUUCUUCCGAAACAUCAACUGGGAAGACAUCUUCCACAAGCGCGUGCCGCCGCCAUUUUUGCCCACGGUCAAGGGCAGAGCUGAUACGAGCAACUUCGAUUCUGAAUUUACGAGCGUCACACCAGUGUUGACUCCAGUCCAGUCUGUUCUUUCACAAGCAAUGCAAGAAGAGUUCCGAGGCUUCUCGUACUCUGCAGACUUCAUUUGA
Molecule: messenger RNA, 3591 nt
Organism: Fulvia fulva
Lineage: Eukaryota; Fungi; Ascomycota; Dothideomycetes; Mycosphaerellales; Mycosphaerellaceae
Exons: 3
Coding region: 1-3591 (1196 amino acids)
Biological process (GO): signal transduction; protein phosphorylation; fungal-type cell wall biogenesis
Molecular function (GO): ATP binding; diacylglycerol-dependent serine/threonine kinase activity
Source: RefSeq, a predicted model, not a curated record